Molecule: messenger RNA, 1140 nt
Organism: Scedosporium apiospermum
Lineage: Eukaryota; Fungi; Ascomycota; Sordariomycetes; Microascales; Microascaceae
Product: L-arabinitol 4-dehydrogenase
Exons: 2
Coding region: 1-1140 (379 amino acids)
Biological process (GO): D-sorbitol catabolic process
Molecular function (GO): L-iditol 2-dehydrogenase (NAD+) activity
Source: RefSeq, a predicted model, not a curated record
AUGAGCCCAGUAGCUGUGGACAACGGCGAGAAUGGCGUCUCAAAGGCGUCCGCUAACGUCACCAAGCCCAACAUUGGUGUCUACACGAACCCCGCCCACGAUCUGUGGAUAAAUGAAGCUGAGCCUUCUCUCGAGAGCGUCCAGUCCGGCGCGGACCUCAAGGAGGGAGAGGUUACGGUAGCUAUUAGGAGCACCGGUAUUUGCGGAUCCGAUGUCCACUUCUGGCACGCGGGCUGUAUCGGCCCCAUGAUCGUCGAAGGCGACCACAUCCUCGGCCACGAAUCCGCCGGCGAAAUCAUCGCCGUGCACCCCUCCGUCACAGACUUCAAAGUCGGCGACCGCGUAGCCGUCGAACCCAACAUCAUCUGCAACCAAUGCGAGCCCUGCCUAACGGGCCGCUACAACGGCUGCGACAAGGUGAAGUUCCUCUCGACGCCUCCCAUCCCUGGUCUCCUCCGCCGCUACGUCAACCACCCCGCCACCUGGUGCUACAAGAUCGGCAACAUGUCGUACGAGGCGGGCGCCAUGCUCGAGCCCCUCAGCGUCGCUCUGGCCGCUAUGCAGAGGGCUAACGUGAGGCUUGGUGACCCCGUGCUUGUCUGCGGCGCGGGGCCCAUCGGCCUCAUUACACUUUUGUGCUGCCGUGCUGCUGGGGCUUGUCCCAUCGUCAUUACCGACAUCGACGAGGGCCGAUUGGCUUUCGCGAAGGAGCUUUGCCCGAGCGUGAUCACGCACAAGGUGAGCCCGGGGCUCUCGGCCGAGGACUCGGCUAAGGCCAUCGUCGAGGCUUUCGGCGGCAUCGAGCCCGCCGUCGCCAUGGAGUGCACGGGUGUCGAGAGCAGCAUCGCCUCGGCCGUGUGGGCUGCCAAGUUCGGCGGCAAGGUCUUCAUCAUUGGUGUCGGGAAGAACGAGAUCAAGUUCCCGUUCAUGCGCGCGUCGACGCGUGAGGUUGAUGUUCAGCUCCAGUACCGCUACAACAACACCUGGCCGCGGGCCAUUCGCCUCGUCGAGAGUGGCAUCAUUGACUUGUCGAAGCUUGUCACGCACAGGUAUAAGCUUGAAGAUGCUCUCGAUGCUUUCAAGACGGCUUCGGAUCCUAAGACUGGGGCUAUCAAGGUGCAGAUCCAGAGCUUGGACUAG